This is a messenger RNA of Durusdinium trenchii, 2598 nucleotides long. NCBI's taxonomy places the organism in Eukaryota, Dinophyceae, Suessiales, Symbiodiniaceae. The record is from the annotation of a GenBank genome assembly.
AUGAAACCCGCUAGGGUGCGGCGCAAGAAGCGUCGGAAAGGAGAGGAGGACACCGAGCAGUUACCUGCGAAAGGACCAGGGUUUCAUUGGUACAUCUUCAGUCUGAGCAUCCUCCUGGUCACCGCGUUUUCCUUUCUCAAUUUCUUAUCCCUUCCAGAUGCUCGAGCUCAUUCCUUGCUGAGUGCCGUCCUGCUGAAACGCCGAGCCGCCAUAUCAGGGGACCCGCACUCAGAUCCAGCAUUCCAUGGGAUAAAUGAUGAGGAGAGGAUCGCCUUGCUCAAGGCUGCAGAGGAGGCAUUGCAAGCACCUUUGCCUGUGGUGCAGGCUGACCAGGGGCAUGAGCAUGCUGCGCUUCGUGGCGGCCAAAAGCCAUUUGCCACCUCAGCUCCAGGGCCUCCAGCUCCUCCAGAGAAGAGUGCGGCGAACAUGGCGCUGCAGGCAGUGGAUUCCUUGCGUGCAAGAUCCAAGGCCGUUUUCUCCGCCAUCUCUAUACCUUUGCAGCUGGGCUCUGGUGGAGGCAUUGCGACCUUCUCUGGUGAGAGCUGGCUGCAGCUUGAUGAAGCCGUGGAUGCUGAUGAGCUCACCUUCGGUGCAUGGAUCUAUGUGCCACAGAUCCCAGAAAUGUCUUUUCCGCUGGCAUCGGAGUCGAUGAAGACCAUUGCAUCGACCAAAGUCAGUGGUUGCUCCACCACUAACAAAGGCUGGGCUCUCUUUAUGCAUGAGUGGUCAACCACCAAUCGACAGUUGCGACUGUCUUGGACCGACUCCGUCAGCGGCUGCAACGAGAUCUACUCUGAGAGCACUUUGGUGCCCUAUGAUAAAUGGGUCAUGGUCGGAUUCUCUCUAUCCAAGGCCCGAAACCGUGCCAGCAUCAUGUUGGACAAGCAGCUGAUCGUUGACACUCAGCUGGGCCUGGGCAAGUACUCCCGCCAGCAGCAGACCAUGGGAAUCCAGCAGGCCGGCAUCGACCAGCGGAUUCUCUCAGAUUCGGGCAAGAUUCUGUUUGGGGCCCAUAUCAUGCCCAAGGCCACAGAUAUUGCCAUGGCGCAUGGCUUUAUCGGCUUUAUGGGUGACACGCCUGCGCACCCCAUGUCCAACGAUGCUGCUGCUGCGGCGCUAGAGAUCGAGAGCGUACCUGGCCCCACGCUGCCACCUGAGAAAUUGAGCGCGACAUGGCCAAAGGAGUGGCUCUCACGCUACGGCAAGGAGGAGCUCAUGAAAUCACAGACUGAAGCAGAUGUUUGGGCCGCAGAGGUCAGAGGAGCAAUGAAGCACACCUGGGACGGCUACAGGACCAAAGCCUGGGGUCAUGAUGAAGUUCAACCGAACUCUGGGAGACCCAAGGACUGGUGCCGGAUGGCGGUCACAAUGUUAGAUGCGCUGUCCACGCUGUGGGUGAUGGGUUUCCGCCAAGAGUUCGAGGAAGCUGCCCAAUGGCUCGAAGACAGCAACCUCCCAGGGCCCGGCAGUCAUGGCCAAAACAGCCUCUUCGAGAUCAACAUCCGAGCCUUUGCAGGCCUGCUAUCAGCAUACUCCCUCAGUGGCAAGCGCGUCUUCUUGGACACAGCCCGUCGGCUGGGAGAGAAAUUGCUGUCGGCUUUUACCUCGCCCAGCGGCCUUCCUUUACCCACAAUUGACAUUGGCACCGGCAAAGCAGCAAUGCACUCUUGGAAUGCCAACACUGUCUUAGCUGAGGCAACGACCCUCCAGGUGGAAUUCCGCUACAUGUCCAAGGUCACUGGUGAUAGCCGGUGGCAGGAGGCAGCAGACAAGGCCAUGGAUGUGGUCUUGAAAGCUGCUGGUCAACGAGGUCUCAUUCCGAUCUAUUUGAGCUCUCCCAACAAGCAAGCAGUGUCCUUCGUGGGGAGUAAGAUGUCCAUGGGAGCCAUGGGUGACUCCUAUUACGAGUACUUGCUGAAGCUUUGGAUUCAGGGAGGCAAGAGAGAUGUCCAGUUAAAGGAGGCAUGGAAGAGGGCCAUGAAGGAGAUGUUUGACCAAAUGGUUUCGAAGACUGCAGGAGGCUUGCAGUUUCUCGCUGAAUUGGAGGGCGGGCGCAAGCGCAACCGCAUGGACCAUUUGGCCUGCUUUGUUGCUGGCAUGCUGAUGCUUGGCAGCCGUUCUCUCCCGCCCGAAGAGGUAGAUGCGCGGUGGGAGCCCUUCGCUGCAGAUUUAACAUACACCUGUUAUCAGAUGUAUGUGCGAACGCCGACCGGUUUGUCGCCGGAAUACGUCAACUUUAAUCCUGGAUCUGGGAAGGGCUCGGAUAUGUCAAUCCCGGGGGAUGCGCCACAGAACCUGCUACGGCCUGAAGCCGCGGAGGCCGUUUGGUACAUGUGGUACUACACCGGGGACCACAAGUACCGGCAGUGGGGCCAUGACAUGUUCUUGCCCUUCCUGAAGUACAGCAAGGUAAAGUAUGGCUUCUCAGCCAUCAGCGAUGUCCGGAAGAGAACCGCACCAAAAAGGGAUUCCCAGGAGAGCUUUUGGUUGGGUGAGACGCUGAAGUACUUCUACCUGAUCUUUGCUCCGCGCAACACCGUGAACCUGGAGGAGUUCGUCCUCAACACGGAGGCUCAGCCGUUGAAGGUCUUUGAUUGA